Chironomus riparius is the source of this 4846-nucleotide messenger RNA. The record is from the annotation of a GenBank genome assembly. NCBI's taxonomy places the organism in Eukaryota, Metazoa, Arthropoda, Insecta, Diptera, Chironomidae.
GGAUUACUCACUAAAAGAAAACUAGCUUUUAAGACACACUGUGCAACUUUUAAGCUACUGAUCUAAACGCAUUUUCCGAAUACAUGUACAUGUUAAAAUCUCAUUGUUUAAUUUUAAAAAAAUUGGUUUUUACGUGAUGCAAAAUAAAUGAGUUUAAAUAGACUUCAAGAUCAUUGCUUAAAAAUCAAGUUCAGCUGCAAAUUUUAUUUAUGAUUGGCGAGCUUGAGAAGGUGAAGUUAGACAGCCAUCCAAAGUGAACCUUUGCAUUGUUUACUAAAGAAAAUUGGCUAAAAACUCAUUUCAUCAUUCUGAAUAUUUGAAAGAAAGUUUUUAACAUAAAAAAUAAGCAUAAACUAAUAAAUUAUAGUAUCGUAGCUUAGUAAGAACAUUAAUUAAUAAAUAGUGAUUAAAAAUUCGUUUAUGAAAGUUUAAAGAGUGUACGAAAAGAUGAAGGAAAAGCGAACUUCAGCUCUCUCCUGUCUUUUAUUGAAUGACAUACUUGGUACCGAUGAAGAAGAAUCGUCAGACGAGGAUUUUCGAGUUUCUGAUCACUCUGAAAACUCGGAUAUAAGCAAUGAUGAGUCAGACGCUGAUAGUAAUAGCAAUAGCGAUGAAAAGGAUGAAAGUAGUGGAGAUGAAUUGAAUGAUAAUAUCAAGGAAUCAAAUUUAACAAAUAAACAUACAACAAAUGUAUUAUUGGAACAGGCAAAAUCAAGUUUAGCAUAUACUCAAAAGAUUUUGAUGACUCCAAUAUGUUGUGCAUGUUUAGGAGAUCGUAGUGACGAUACAAAUGAAAUAGUCGAGUGUGAUGGCUGCAAAAUUACAGUGCACGAAGGAUGCUAUGGAAUAAGUGAUUCGAUUAGUAUUUCCAGUACAGUAUCGUCAUGUUCUACGGAGCCGUGGUUUUGUGAUCCUUGUAAAGCUACCAUUAAAGAUCCAGAUUGCGAGUUGUGUCCAAACAAAGGUGGUAUUUUUAAAGAGACUGAUUGUGGAAAAUGGGUACAUUUAGUAUGUGCGCUCUACGUUCCCGGUGUUGCUUUUGGUGAAGUUGAUCAGCUCUCAUCGGUGACAUUAUUCGAAAUGCAGUAUAACAAAUGGGGCGCAAAAACCUGUAGUUUAUGUGAGGAUGAUCAUUUUGCCCGAACUGGAGUCUGUAUUGGUUGUGACGCAGGGAUGUGUAAAAGCUACUUUCACGUUACAUGUGCACAGCGAGAGGGGCUUUUAUCGGAAGCACAUCAUGAUGAAGUGGAUCAGGCUGAUCCUUUUUAUGCACAUUGUAGAGUUCAUUCAGAUAAGUUUCUGAUUAAAAAUCGCAAAAAGAAUUUUAAUGCACUGUUAGUGCAAAUGAAAAGAUAUGAAAAUGAAGUAGGUAUUGUGAGAAGUGAUAAAACACCGGAGGAGUUGGAGAGAAUAGAAAGAAAACUCAAAAAACACAGGAUCAAAUAUGCAGCUAACAAAUUAAAUCGUCCAGAACCUUGGGUUCCGACCCAGAAAAUGCCAAGAUCAUUAAUAACUAGUGCAUCUGCCGUCAAGAAGUUAAGGAAAAAGGCUGAAAUAAUGGAAAUCGAUACAGUUGCACUAGAAUUUCAGGAAGCACAAAUUGCAUCACUUAAAGAUAUUAGAAAAAAGUGGCAUAUCUCGCCGUCAUUUACAACAGAGUUUGUUGGAUAUUACCUGGAUCGAUCGAUUCGUUUGAAGGAGAUGAAAACAAAUCUGGAACAACAAGUUGAACUGAAUAAAACACUGUUGAAUCAGCAAUCAAUACUUCGUGUAAAAUAUGAUGACGUAAUUAAAGUAAAUCAGGAUGUACAGCAUAAGCAAAAGGAUCUUUUGUCUGAAAUAGAAAUAAUUCAUAAUGCUAUUCUUACCAUUUGUCCGAAUAAACAAUUACAAAUAGUUGAGAAUAUUGGAAAGGCUUUGCCGAAUAUGAGAAUUAAUACAAUUUCACCGGCAUUAUCGUCAACACCGCCACCACAAAUGUUAACUAGUCGAACAAUGUCAGUUCCAACAGCUGCAGCAUUAAAGCAAGGCGUCGGAUUUCCUCUUAAUAAUUUAAGAAAAGAUGACACAGGAAGAAUUUUAAGUACACAAUGUAUUACAAAUGAUGAUCUGCUUAAUGAAUGUGGAAUAUGUAAAAAAUGUAAUGAUCAACAUCUAUUAGCAAAAUGUGAUACAUGUCAUUUGUAUUAUCAUCUUGGUUGUCUAAAUCCACCACUAACGAGGCACCCAAAGAAAUCAAAAUUGUAUGCUUGGCAGUGCUCAGAAUGCGAUAACGAUAAUGAUUCAAGUCCUGAAAAUAAAAUAAUUCCUAAAGGUCCCAGACGUUCUAGAAUUCGCUACAGUAAGGAUGGACUUUAUCAUACAGAUCUUCAUGAUUCAUUCGGAAGUGAUCAAUCUUUAUUAAACAUUUCAAAAAGCGAUGAAAGUAUUCAAUAUAAGAUUUCAAACGGAGCUGAUAUUACGCUAAGCGAACACGAGAUAGAAGAACAUGUAAAAGAAACAUUAGAUGUGGAUAGAAUUAGUACGGUAGUAGAAGCAACAAGUAGUAAUAUCCCGAAUGUUGUAAGUACAAAUAGUGAAGAAAUCGUCGAAAAGGACGAAGUGACAAAGCGUGAGAAAAAGUCAAAUAAAAGCAAGAGUCCUUCAAAGUCUAAAAUAAGUAAAAAGUCUGCAUCAAUUUCGUCAAUAAAUUCCGAAUCAGCGUUAACGCCAGAGCUGCCAUCGAUAAUAGCAACAAAUACAGCUAAUAAUAGUAUAGAUAAUACAGUAAAAGAUGAAAUUAAUCUCGAUUCAUCACAUGAGACGAUACAGGAACCAAUAAAUUUGUCACAAACAUCCACAGCAUCAGAUGAAAAGAAACCAAAGAGAGGACGUCCUCCUAAACGAACAUUAUCGCAGAUAUCAAAUGAUUUGCAGAAACUACAUGAGGGUCAAAAUAGUCACGAAGAUGAAGAUGAAAAACCAGAAAUGGAUAAUGAGCAGCAAGGAUCGGAUGUGACACUCAUUGAUAUGUCGAAAAAGAUUGAAUGUCCUCUCGAUCAGUAUCGAGCUUUUGCCGAUAUUCCAAAUAGCAUUCCUUAUCCUUUGCCUAAUGAAUUGCCAAAAUUUGCAGACGAACCUGAAAACAUUCCAAUCACACAUUUAGAACCAUCGAAUGAGCCAUUAUACAAUGGACAGACUGAGCCAAAAUUAACAAAUGGCGAUGGUCUUGCCGAAUACUCGUCAAAUUCAGUACAUCACAAGCAUAAAAAACGAAAGAGUCAUAAAAGACAUCAUUCACAUUCACCAAGCUCAAAUGAUCGUCAAUCGAGUGUAAAGAAGCACAAAAAGAAACAUAAGCAUAAAGAUUACGAAACACCUGGCAAUGACGAAGCAAGACCUUCAGAUGAUCAGAUGCAACUCAACAAUGAACAACAUCCUCGCAUUAAAAUUAAAUUUCGAGCUAUACUUCAAACCGCAGGCGAUGACAAAAAACCGCCUAAAUUCUUAUGGCAUGUUCCAAAUGAAGAAUCUGACGUUGCUGCUGAAAAUCCUAAUCCUACAAAUCCAAUUGUUAACCAAGCCCAGUUAUCGCCCGUAUUAGGUAAUGGACAUCAUGUAAAUAAUCAAUCGACACCAGAAAGCAAAAAGAAGAAGAAAGGAACGCCUAAAAGUAAUAAAAAGGCACGACUUUUACUAAGUUUAAGUACCAGCAAGAGCGACUCAUCAAUAAUCCAGCCAUCCGCUUCAUCCGUUAUAGAAUCUCCAGAUAACCAAAUAAUAACAAAUCUUAAUAAAUCAUUGCCAUUACCGAAUCAAGUUUCCUGCGAUGUCUGUAAUGCAGCAGGAAGCAGUCAAAACUUAGUCAAAUGUGAUGAUUGUCAAAAGAAUUAUCAUUUCCAAUGUCUAAUUCCCCCAUUAAAAAAGACACCCAAAAAACGUGGAUAUUCUUGGCACUGUGCAGACUGUGAUCCAACAGAUCACGAAAACAACUGAUUCAAAAGAGUUGUUUAAUAUCAAUAAGAAGGAGGUGACAUGUCUGCGAUGAAAUAUUUAUCAAGUUUAAAAAUGAAAGGAAUAUGUUACUUUUCAUAUUGAUAUAGACUAAUUUUAAUUCUCUCAGUUUCCCAUCUAUAAAAUGAAUUAGAAAACUGAUCAAAGCCCAGUUUAACUGAUUAAAAAAAGAAGAAAAAUUCAUGAAUCAAAUCAGCUCUCAUAUAUAAGAUUAAAAGUGAUGAAACAGCUUCAUGCAGUUGUAAAGUGAACAGAAAAAAUAAUUAAAAUAUCAUCUCUACAAAAAAAAAAUGUUAUGAGACAUACGUUCAGGAUGUAUAGAAAUACAUACGCAUAUAUAUGUACUUAAAUUUCUUAUAAGCUUGAUAAUCUCAUCAUGUUAUUAUUUUUCUCAUUAGUUAAACAUCGAUACAUCACCUAUAGGUAAAAAAAAAUGUAAUGCAUUACAUUAGAUUUCAAAUCUUUUAAGGAAUUGAGAAUUUUGGUUGACCGGUGUUCUUUUAUCCUUUUUUUUCUCCUAUUCAACUGUCCGUGAAUUUCAGUAUUCCCUUUUUAAAUGUAAUUAAAAAAAUGUUUUUUCUAUGCUAAAAUGUAAUAAGUUUAUGAAAUUAACUUGUUUGCUAAAAGAACAAAAAAAAAGAAGAGAUGGAUAGAGAAGAUGAAAACGAAUCGUAGCUGGUAAUGAUAAAAUAUUUUGAUAUGUGAGCGAUUUUAUUAGUAAGUCAAGUAUCUAUCAUGAUAUUUUUAGCAAUUAUGACAAUGAAUUAAUAAAAAAGUAACAAAAAAAAUCAUUUUCGAAUUUUGUAGCAACAUAAAACAAUUUUUUUUUCUUUCUAUUGUGAGAGAAUUAUUU